AGAAAAAGGCUUAAAAAUAGAGAAAGGGGAAAAAAGAAAAAGCAAAGAAAAAGCCAAAGCGCUCUUCAUCAUUUCACCAUCUCCUUAUCAUUUACCUCCCAACUACCCGAAGUCGUCUGUUGAAGUCUGGCGACGAGUCUGUUGGGUGAGAAUGACGACUUGACUCACUCUCCCUCAUCUCCUCAUCUUGCUGCAUUCCAUUCUCAGACCCUCCCUUCUCUCAAUUUCUGUUUUUUUCAGGACAUUGAUUCCAGGGUUGUUUGCUUAUAAGUUUCCUUUUACGAUCUGGCACGCGCUUGAUUCUCAGAUGAAUUCCAAUUCAGAAGAUAGUGCUGGCCCUCUUUCUUCCUGUGUUUUAUGUCUGAGAAUCCUGACAUCUGACAAUGAUGUCAGUGAUGUUGACCAUAUAAAUCUGUGUAGUGAUUGUAAGUUCUUGCUCCUAGAAGAUCUUGAUUCCCCUAUACGAGAUGUGUAUCGGUGGAGGACAUCUGGGUUAAGAAGAACAAGGCAAAACCAGGAUAACAAUUUGGAGCAUGAUGAUCAUUCUUUCGAUGGAGAUGCUAGUGCAAGGUCAUGGCGGCUAACAAGUUCUCGCAGCACUCCCAGUGGACCUAGGAGGUGGAGGCUAAGAAGAACAAGGUAUAAUAGCAGUUCUGAGUCCAUUGAGAAUCUUUUUUCACAACAGUUCUCACAUUUGAUUAAUUUGGCAAGGCAAAACCAGGACAAUAAUUUAGAGCAUGAUGAUCAUUCUGUCAAUGAAAAUGCUAGUACAAGGUCAUGGCAGCAAACAAAUUCCCGCACCACUCCCAAUGGAUCUAGGAGGUGGAGAGUGCCUUCUGAUACUGAAAGUGAUGUAAUUGAUUCUGUCUUUUCAGAGAGUGAAUCAAAUCUCAGCUUCAGUGGCUAUAGGGUUAUGCAUAGUGAAAAUGAAACCGUUUCCUAUAGUGCCUAUGGAGGGAGCUCUACUGCUUCUGUUGAUGGUAGUAGCUUUCUUGGCAUUGGAAAUUCUGCAGAUGAAGGAAGUGAUCUUGACACUGAUACUGAUAUUGACCCCAUGCGUGCUGGUAUGUACCCUUGGGACUCGGAUCAAGAAGAGGAUGACAAUGGAUGGCAAGAGGCUGAUAGCGAGGAAAACACAGUCGGUGUUCUUGGUGAUAGAUCUCUGCAAAGGUCAGUGACUUUGCAUGAGAGCACUUGGGGAAGACUGGGCAUUCUUUCUGCAGAAUUUGAGGGUACAAUUGAUUUGAGAAUUCAGGAGAGGAUUCGAGCACAAAUUGCUGGCAUCUCUAAUGAUCUCGAGGAAUUGGAGCUACAUGCUAAUUUUGUGGAUGCAGACUAUCUAGAUGCCCAAGGGUUUGAUGAAUUGGUCGAGCAUCUUGCUGAAACUGAUGGUUUAAGAAGAGGAGCACCACCUGCAGCAGUCUCCGUUGUAAACAGUUUGCCACGUAUAGUUAUUAAAGAUCACAAGCAGCUUGAUGACUUGGCUUGUGCAGUAUGCAAAGAUUCUCUAUUUGUAGGAACUGUAGUAAACCAACUUCCUUGUUCUCAUGUUUAUCACCCUUCUUGUAUCUUGCCAUGGUUAAGUUCAAGGAACACCUGUCCCCUUUGCCGAUAUGAGCUUCCAACCGAUGAUCAAGAUUACGAGGACAGAAAACUGAGGAAUGGAAAUGAGUUUGCGAUUCGUGAAACUCGGCAGCAUGACAUGAACGAGGGCAGUUCCUUAGAUGCCAUUGAUGAUACUGAAGCAAUGGAACCUCGUGAAUUUGGUCAUGGAAGAACUGAGCAAGGGGAAGUCACGAGUAUGAGUAGAUCCAGCACCCGAACUGCCCGGGGGAGAUGGUUUUUUCUAGCUGCUGCAGCACCCGUUAUUAGUGUUGUUGGUAUUGCCAUUGCGUUGUGGUUGGGCAACCCAUUGACAGAGCAGAGUAGGUCAAGCAUCCUUCGAGCAUUCUGUCCUCACAGACAGCUUUCAAAUCAUCCUCCCCAUUCACCAAGAGUGAACAACCGAGAAAGGAGAUGGUGGUCUCCGUUUUAGCGUCCUCUAUAAUUGCUCAGUUCAUACUCCGAAUUUGAUUACUCCAAGUGACCCAUCUGUUUUAGGCAAAUCCACGAAGUUUGGCCUCCUUUUUCUGCGUGUUGCCCUUUCCACAAAGUCCAGGUAUUAUGUUGUGUUGUGUUAUGUGUUGAUUGCAUAGGCAAAUUUAAGGUAUAAGUGAAGGCAACUGUUUUCGAUUUUCUGACAUGUAUUGAUUUCUGAUCACAUUAAUAACAAUGUCAGCUGGCUAUUUUGGGGAGAAAAAAAUAUACAGACUCUAAAGGGGGUGUUCGGUUGGAUGGAAAA
This is a messenger RNA of Ipomoea triloba (trilobed morning glory), 2341 nucleotides long. RefSeq lists its product as uncharacterized. Gene Ontology annotation, cellular component: cytoplasm. Gene Ontology annotation, molecular function: ubiquitin protein ligase activity. The coding region runs from base 308 to 2035 and encodes 575 amino acids. The transcript has 4 exons. Gene Ontology annotation, biological process: protein ubiquitination. NCBI's taxonomy places the organism in Eukaryota, Viridiplantae, Streptophyta, Magnoliopsida, Solanales, Convolvulaceae. The record is from RefSeq and is a predicted model, not a curated record.